This is a messenger RNA of Malania oleifera, 774 nucleotides long. RefSeq lists its product as uncharacterized. The record is from RefSeq and is a predicted model, not a curated record. The transcript has 2 exons. Lineage: Eukaryota; Viridiplantae; Streptophyta; Magnoliopsida; Santalales; Ximeniaceae. Bases 120 to 392 code for a protein of 90 amino acids.
GUUCGCAUCUCACCCCACUUUAACCAAAACAAGGCUCCCGAUGACUUCGACAUUUCUGAGCAGAGAACAAAACAAAUCUAGGGUUACGGCUGUUUCACCAUCAUCUCUGCUAUUCUGCAAUGGCGAUGAGGAAUUUCUUCAACGAGAUCAAGGGGAUGAAGGUGAAGGACCUCCCUGCGCACGUGAAGCCUAUGCUCUCUGUCGAUUAUGUGAAGAAGGCUUUUCAGAGAGGCUUGGACAACUACCAUGCCAAGUACAUACAGACGAGCUCCAUCGAUCCUCUCUACCAUGUUUGCUUCGGCGGCAUGAUCUUUUCCUACCUCGUUGCGCUUCCCGAGGAACGUCGUCACCUCGAGCACCAGCAGCACGCCAAAGAGCAUGGGGCUCAUUGAUCGCAUCUCUCGCUCUUCUGUCGAUCCAGGGUUAAUGAGAGGGUGCUAAUGGUCGACUUGGCAACCAUUGGUCUGCAUACUGCUUAAUGUUCUGUUCACUUUGAUGCAGCACAGCAUUUCGAGUUACAGAAAUAAAUGUAUCAUACUUUUUAAAUUUUCAUUUUGUGAUUGAACGGCUAAACAGCUGCCGAUCAGGGGAAAAAUCUUUGUUUCUUUUGGUGAUUUGACUUGCUCAUGGUCUAAGCAUAUUGCAUUUUGUUGAGUUUUUCCCAAAAUAUUAUUAGAUUUCAAGUAAUGGUCGUUAUUUUUUGCCCACCAUGAGGGGAAAAAAAAAAAAUGCAGAAAAUGAAUAAAAAUGGGAGUAAUGGUUACUCAUUUUGUU